Diaporthe batatas is the source of this 345-nucleotide messenger RNA. RefSeq lists its product as uncharacterized. The record is from RefSeq and is a predicted model, not a curated record. Lineage: Eukaryota; Fungi; Ascomycota; Sordariomycetes; Diaporthales; Diaporthaceae. The transcript has a single exon. The coding region runs from base 1 to 345 and encodes 114 amino acids.
AUGGAUUUUGCGACCAUGGACCAGCGGGUCGAUGGAGUAUAUAUUGUGCAGUACAGGGGCAGCGAAUCUCAUGGCGAGCGUGUAGAGAUGAGACUGAGUGCGCCAGAGGGCUUCCGCGGUCCGAGAUCUGACGGAAUCAUCGUGGCAGCGAUCGAGCCUGUUGGAGCGGAUGCUUCCGACGACGUCGUCUUCGUCAACGAAACAUGGUUGUGGCGCUACCAGAACGAGAAGCCGACGUUAUUGGAGGGCUCGAUCAGUCGCUGGUUUCACUCGCUACUUGCGGCUUGGCUUAUUGGCAAAGGUAUCGAGUCUGUCCGAAUGCAAGAGUCAUUGGCAAGGAACUGA